Molecule: messenger RNA, 2530 nt
Organism: Clunio marinus
Lineage: Eukaryota; Metazoa; Arthropoda; Insecta; Diptera; Chironomidae
Source: the annotation of a GenBank genome assembly
UCUACACCAAAAAUGGCCUAAAUCAACUUCAAAUUCCAUAUUUGCGUGCUAGUCAUCGAUUUGAUUUUUUAUGUCUCUUCCUUGCUUUGUGGAUGGAAUUGCUAGCAUUAAUAACAACAUGUGCCGCAAUUAUUCGAACCAUAAGCUUUUGUCUCGAUGCAAUGUCCGGUGGACUUGUGCGAAUUUAUAUUUUGGGACGCAACUCUUCAAUUAAUGAACCAUGGCCUGAUGUCCUUGGUAUCGUGAUAGUAUUCAUUAUAAGUGGAAUGUUUAUUCUCGGUUUGGAGAAUUCCAAAGUAUUCACCGUUUUGUUAAUUUCGGGAGUGCUAAGCAUAUCAGGUCUCUUAGCAGUCGUAACAUAUUUGCGGGGGAACAUCGAAACAUGGUUACAUGAUAAUCUCUUCCCAAAAGGACUGUCGGGAAUUUUAACAGGCUCAACACUCUUAACGAUUUCAUUUCCGAAUAAUUUGCCGACGGUUGGACGAUAUCCCAAAAUAAAAGCAGCUUUCUUUUCAAGUGUUGUUUUGAUAUCAAUUUCAUUGAUUUCCGGAUGUUUGUCGACAUUGACACAGAUGAGCAAAUCGAAUGAUUACGAGACGGUGCCAAUUUUAAGGAUUUUGGAGACAAAAGACCUGCACAAGCUGAUACCAGCGAUUGGCUGCUUGUACGUCAUCGCAUGUUCAGCAGCAUUGUUGGAAAUAUUCACUGAAAGCUUUCAGAUUAUCCUUCGAUUGGCGACUUCAGAAUGGAAAAUUCUUCUCAAGCAAAUUAGUUAUGAGAGUCGUGACAGCGGGAGUCCCAUUCUAGCCGUGUUUGUUUGUGGAAGUUUUGUUGGAAUUCUUGCUUUUGCAUGUCCAUUACGUAACAUGACGUAUGUCAUAGCAGGAGGUCAAUUAUCAGCUGGAAUUUUAAGAGCAUUUUUCUUCCUUUAUUCACCAUUUCGUCCCAAAUCAAUGAAUCCAAUAAGUAAGUUGUUAAUUUAUGUUAAUGAGUUGAAAAUAAUUCAAAUUAAAAUCAUUUCAGAUGAUUCCACGCAAUCUUAUUCUCGUUUAGCUUCGGGGAAUUCCGAAAGGCCAAAGACUUCACUUCCUAAACGAACCAGCAUGUGGUUUCGUAAUAAAGCUGUUCCAUCGCUGAGUAGUCAGAGCUUGUCAAACAUGAUUUCAAAGAAGAAUCGAAGUAGUAAUGGAAAUGAAGAAGUUGAGAAAGAAUGGCUGCUGCUUGGUGAGCCUUCGUCGCCAGUUAAUAAGUUUGAUUCAGAACCAGUCAAUGCUGAAUCAUCGAUUUUAAAUGACGAAACUACUUCGGAUGUUGACUGUAUUGCAAAGGAAGAAGGUUCAGAUUCAGAGUCUGAGGAAGACAUCGACUCAAUUGUAGAAGAAUUUCAUCAGAAAGUUAAAGUAUCGACAGCUGGUUUAAAAGAUUCCACAAUGAAAGUUCCAUCGAUGAGUUCAUGGAGAACUGCUACAUGUUCAAUCAUUGUAAUUACUGGAAGUGCAGUAAUAGCUUCUAUCAGCAUAUCCUACGAACUUCUCGUUCCUUUAUGUCUUUCAAUUGGAGUAACUUUUGUGACAAGCAUUUUAAUGCUUUGGAUACCGCGAUACACAUACACACACGAAACACCGUCAACUAUGACAUGUGCUUUCUCUCUCACCUUCAAUUUUAUUCUGAUGUCUGUAAUGAUGUUUGACAGUUGGUGUGCAAUAAUUUUCUGGAUAUUUUCUGGAAUUAUUCUUGCAUUACAAUCAUUAGUUAAAUGCGAUGUGUGGUGUUGUUUGUGUUUAGAUUAUCCACACGAAUCAUCGCAACAUUCAAUAUUGAUCGAGGAAAGUUUAAUUCCAAAUGGCUCGUCAUCUCGUGCGGCAUCGACUUUGAUUCGUUUAAAAAAUCCACCGGUUGGAUCAUCGGUUAUAAAUCAUGUACAAUCCAGGAGAUGACACAUUGACAGCAGUGAUUCGGACACCGAUGAAUACGAAGAAGACACUGUCGAGGAGUGGACUGAAUGAAGAAGUAUUAAGCGAAGCUUAUAACUUGUGAUAAUCAAGAUGAAAUCAUAAAUCAAAGUGCUUUUAAAUGUAGAGGGUAACGAUGCUUGUAUUUAAGCUUGACAAGAGCCAAAUGCGUGUAAGCUGUAAGGUAAUCUAGUCAAAAAAUAUUUAUCACAAAUGUCUCAGAAUUUGACGUUUCGAUACAUCGAAAUUAAAAUGUCAAUUCACUUUUUUCUUUCUCUUACUUAAAUCCAAACACAAUAUUGCUCAAUUCUCACUUACAAAGUCAUUCAAAUCAAACAAAAAAGAGAAAAUCAAUAUUUAUUUGAAAUUCGAAAACGAUAAAUGUGAUAAAUUUUAUUCGUCUUACUUCUUCACGUCGUCAAAUCAAAAUAAGAAUCAAUUUUCUGGUGUCAAUUUUCAUGAUGAAUAAAAUGAAUGUUUGUUAAUUAUCAAAUAAAUUUUACGAUGUGAUGACAAAGAUAUGUGAGAAAUUUAUGUAUAAUCAAAAGAGAUCUUAAUAAAGUCAAAUUAUAAUCAAA